AUGCCGCUGCCAUACGACCUUUGCGCUCGCGUACAAAACGCGUUCCGCGCGCGACACCAUAAAAUUGCUCUUGACCACAACACACAGAAUCUCGGCAUCCUCUCUAUCCUUUUGCGCGCCGGUUUCAUCUCCAACCUCAGUCGUGGCACCAUCGAGACGCCAGACCCGUCGGAAUUCGACAAAGCGUCUGAAUCCCAGCGGAGGAUAUGGGCCGACCUCAAAUACCGCGACGACCGGCCGGUUUUACACGACAUGGAGCUUAUAAGCAAGCCUAGCAAACGCGUUUUCAUGGACGUGUCGGAGAUACGGUUGAUAUGCUCGGGACGUCGCGCCCAGAAGGUGAAGCCUUUGGGAAUGGGGGAGAUUGCUGUGGUGAAGACGAAGAACAAGGAAUUUGAAUGGCUGGAGGCGAGGGAGGCUCUGCAGUUGAAAAUACCUGGAGAGGUAGUGUGUCGAGCACGCUGA
Messenger RNA from Pleurotus ostreatus (oyster mushroom), 465 nucleotides. RefSeq lists its product as uncharacterized. The transcript has a single exon. NCBI's taxonomy places the organism in Eukaryota, Fungi, Basidiomycota, Agaricomycetes, Agaricales, Pleurotaceae. The record is from RefSeq and is a predicted model, not a curated record. Gene Ontology annotation, biological process: translation. The coding region runs from base 1 to 465 and encodes 154 amino acids. Gene Ontology annotation, molecular function: structural constituent of ribosome. Gene Ontology annotation, cellular component: ribosome.